CCCGCCUUUUCCGCUUAGCUAUCAAGUCUACGCAAUGAAUUCAACCUCAUCUCCAACAGCUCCACCCCCCUACGAAGCGGAAGGAAUAGACCUUCAAUGGAGGAUUAGAAAUGCCAAGUACCGCUCCGCGUUUGCCACGAACGGCCGGCCCGGAGUAGAGGACUAUCGAGCUCAUAUAGAAUGCAUGAAAGACUCAUUCCUUGAGUUCAGCCACGGUGUUGGCUCCCCGGCAGAGUACCAAUGUCUCGAUGCUCCCCAGGUUAUUGACGUACAAUACAGUCAAGCGUUCAGCAAUAUCGAACGACUUAUUUGCGAAUAUCAGGAAUCUCUACGCAAGAUCAAACCGCUGCAUGAAGAAGACGUUCUCUUCCUUCUACUUGGGCGCUUUUCCCAGUCCUCAGGCGCGAGCGUAUACAUGGAAGUUAGGAGGCCUGGAGAUGUACAGGUCUAUGAUUCGACCAUUUCUGAACCAAGUUAUACGGCAGCAAUGCAAGAACAUCUGGUCCAUGCAUCUGGCGUCAUCAAUGCCGAAUACUCCCUACCCCCGGCACGAGAACCGUCUCAAAUAGAUAGCCCACGAGGUAAUCCGUUGGAACAAACCUACUAUGUUCCAAUUCCACAAACGCCAUCUGAUACGGAGAUCGAGUGUUCGGUCACCAUGAAUUUUCCAGAAAUGGUACAUUCAAAUCCCCAUCAGCCCGAGUACACAGACCCCAGCGACACGCCGCCAAUGUACAUGGAUGUGCACAAUAAUUUAGUUGCACCUACUAAUGACUGGGCCGUGCUCCCGGAAAAGCUGCAGCCCCCAGUCUUCCGCGUGCACAGGUGCCAUCAUCGGUGUGUGGAACGUGGCGGCGAAGAUGACGCCUUUGAACUGCCAUUCGGGUUUCCCGAAGUCGUACACCAUAUAUACGAGGCUCCAGAGAACUUCUAUCAUACUGGGUUUUACGUUCAUAAUCUAUUUGGUCAUUCCCUGCCUUACACCGACGGCGGUGUCCAAGCAUUCGAAUGCCACAUACUGCCGAAUGAAACACGAGUAUUCAUCACAAUCGAGCGUAAAGGAGAUAUGCUAGUUUACAACUGCUUUCGGGAUGAGGAGGUAAGUCACGCUGAUACACUCGACUAUGGUACCAACACGAUAAGCAGGUCUGGGUCUCGUGCCAU
This is a messenger RNA of Cucurbitaria berberidis CBS 394.84, 1164 nucleotides long. RefSeq lists its product as uncharacterized. Lineage: Eukaryota; Fungi; Ascomycota; Dothideomycetes; Pleosporales; Cucurbitariaceae. The annotation marks the transcript as partial. The transcript has 4 exons. The record is from RefSeq and is a predicted model, not a curated record.